CUUCACUUUGAUACCACGGAAGAAGUCUUCAUUACAAAUAUUGUAACAUGUAUCCUCAACUCUUUUUUUUCUUUGCUUACAUGCAUAGGAAACUUUAUUGUUGUAUUUGUGAUUGGAAAAACCCGAGAUCUUCAUUCGCCAUCGUUCAUCCUUUUGGGUUGUCUUGCGGUUUCAGACCUUCUGGUUGGCCUUUUAUGUCAACCGCUUUUUGUGGGGUAUAAAAUAGCGGAACUUGAGAAGAAUUUCGCUGUGUUUUGUACUUUGAACGUGGUUCAGUCUCUAUCAGGUUUUACGACAUCUGGUGUUUCUUUUGCCAUCUUAGCUGCAGUGUCAAUUGACCGACUUUUAGCACUAACUCUUCAUCUACGAUACAACACGAUUGUCACCGUUCCUCGCGUGUUUCAAACAACUAUUGCUUUGUGGAUCUUUGCUACAGUGACCGUAUUACUGAGGUUUUGGAUGGCAAACAAAUGGUAUUUUAUUGCGAUAGCAUUAGGCUUUCUUACAUUCUUUGUCAUCAUGAUAAGUAUCUGGAAAAUAUUCCGAAUUGUUCGAAAGCACCAACAGCAAAUAAAGGAGCAAACUAUAGCUGUCAGCCAUGUUCCGGCCAACACAGUGAACAUACUCAAAUGCAGAAAAUCAGCUGUGACAGUGCUUUAUAUCUACGGUUUGUUCUUAAUUUUUUAUCUUCCUUUUAUGGUAUUGCUGAUGAUAAAAAAAUUUGUCGGAUAUACGAGAACAGUAAGGAUUGUCUAUGAGUAUGCUGCAACUGCUGUUUUCAUCAACUCUUGUUUGAAUCCAGUUGUGUACUGCUGGAGAAUCGGUGAGAUACGACGCGCUAUGAAAAAUUUUUUAAGGAGAUCAAUCAGAGAAUGACAGGUCUGCUUAUUUACAAAGCUGUCCUGUGUUUUGAAUAGAUAUGAACGUCAAACUAUAAACGCUUUAUUUGCUCGAGUGGAGUGCUAGUAGCUGGAUGAGCUAAGUGCACUUUCCACGAUAAACAAGCCUUUAGCAAGUCCUUUCAAAGUUUAAUUAAUUCAAAGGCUAGCUGAGCGGGCACAAUACACGAUUUUAAUGUCUUUUGCGUUUUAAUAGAGAAGGAUUGUAAAAAGUCUGACUGGCAUUGAGAACCACAAGAAUGACAAUCAAAAGAGUCGGUUGUCUAAAUGAGAUUAUUCGGCUUUUCGAGAGUUGCCUUUCCAAAAUACGUCAGGAGGAAGCAAUCGCGAGUACGUAGUUUGAUAAAGAGUCUCUUUAAAUUAUGAAUCAGAUAACGCACACCUGAUAAACUAAAUUUCGGAGCCUACGCUUAUUAAAAGACGUUUUUUCCUAACCCAAAGCCCCUAUUAAGACACACGUUCCGAAUUAAAUAGCGCGAAAAGCAACUUCUACCUUAGACUUUCAAAAAAGUCCCUCGUCGGAUUUCAUAUGGCGCGGUGUCAGUGUGAUACGUGACCUUAUAGUUUUGCUCCAACGAGGAUAUCUGCCAGCGAUUUUUCUCUUUUAUAUGAAAUGAUGGGAGGCUCGUUGUAUAUUUCUUUCGGUAGUAGUUGAUCUUGAAUUCAGUGCCAUUGGCUCAUUAAAAUGUUUUUAAGGUUCUGCAAAGCAGGGUGGUACGUGGUAACGAAAGGCAGAAUUUUCUUUCGCACUUCAUUGCUCUUUUGUAAAGCUGACUUCCGUUCGGUAAAUUUAUCCUCAGAGGUGAUUUUUUCUAUGAGAUUGUGAGGGUAACCUCUAGCGCGAAGGCGUUUUUUGAAGUUGUAGAUGUUUUCAUAGAAGAAUUAAGCUGACGAGUUAGUUCUCGGAAGUCUAAGGGCUUCGCCCUUUAUGAGACCUUUUCCGACCCCGUGAGGGUUACAGGAAGGGAAAUGCGUGUAUUGAAAAGUCUCUGUAGGUUUAAAAUGUGUACGGAUGUCAAGGAUUCCUUGGUUGUGAAAUAUUGACUCGAGAUUGAAGGAAGCUUUUGUUUUUUGCCGGCCCCCUGAGGUCCUCAACUUUCGCCAAAAAUCAUUGUUAGAGACAACUUUCUCACAAAGUAAACAAAUUUGCUCCUUCGAUGAUGGAGAUACACACACACGUUCAAUAGAUUUAGUCGGAGUGGAAUCAACACAUUCCGCCAUUGAAAAUGAAACCGGAAACCCCAAAUGCGAGUCACGCCACUCCCCAUUUUUGGCGCGAAAUGCAAAUGGAAAGCCAUCAAGCGAGACAAGUCGACCUCUCGCGACUUCGUCGCUCGCUGUCGCCCGCUUCGCGGCCAAACAAGGCUCGCUCCGCUCGCCAACAGGUCGACUUGUAGCAAGUCUACUUCUACCUCAGUGCUGUUCGUCUCUUAAAGAACUCGAAAAGUUCUUGUAGGUCUCCGAGUGACAUUAUCACCAAUGUUGUCUUUGCUUUCUUACAUUAUAUUGUUGAAUUUGUAUUUUUCUGUAUAAUUUUUUCCACUUUGUACAGAUAACUGAGAACAGAUUAAACUUGAAAUCACAUUCCAAAUAUCUCGGUUAAGAUGGAUAUUUUAAACUCCAUAUUUGGUCUUUAAAUCCUGCAAUAAUAUAUUGUCUAUCUCUUAUUGUAAAAUUUGUAUAAAGGAAACAUUUCCUCAUGGUAAAGGCAUGCUGGUGGUCAAAUAAUCUAAUAAUAAUAGUUAUAAUUAUAAUUGUGAUAAUAAAAUAAAACUACCAGAAAAUACCACCCUUUCCUGCGACAGUAACAAAUCACUUUUGAUGGAAACGCUUACUAGAAUAAGCUAAAUCCUCGCGUAGCAAUUAUAUCCCUUUAGUGUAAGACCAAGCAUUAAAUAAAUACACCGUUGCAGCAAAUAUUGCUCACUGAAGUAUUCGUCAUUUUUAAGCAUGUUAACGGGUGGCCAACAUUGUUUCGAGACCUGAAAACCAAUUUUAAUUGUAUCUGUGAACGUAAACAACUAGUCAAUUUCUUAUAUAAGGAAGCAAGUAAAAUUGGCGUUAGUUCGGUCAAAUUGGCAAUCCUACAUAUUGAAACAAAAAAUGAAAAUUUGCUUCAAAUAGUUAAAAAAAGAUUUGUAUUUCGUACUUACGAUUUCUUAAGACCAACAAAGUUCAAGAGAAACCCUUAAAAAAUACCGCCAGUCGAAUCCUGAUUCAGUGAAAAAGGACAGAAAGAUUGGGAUCUACUUAACUGGCUCAAAGCGACUUUCCAGCAACUUCGUCUUAUUUGUUCACAACAAGCUUUGUUUGCCAUGAACCAAACAGGAAAAAACUGUUUCUUUUUUGAAGACAAGAACGUUAACUUCGAUAGAACGGAAGGUGUUUUUACCGCAAACAUUGUAACGUGUAGUCUAAAUUGUCUAUUCUCUCUGGUGACGUGUUUGGGAAACUUUCUUAUUGUUUUUACAAUUGGAAAAACCCAAGAACUUCAUUCUCCAACGUUCAUCCUUUUGGGCUGCCUGGCGGUUUCAGACCUUCUGGUCGGCCUUAUAUGUCAACCAUUCUUUGUGGCACAUAAAAUAGCUGAACUUAAGGAGAAUUUCGCAGUGUUCUGUAAAUUGAAAGUGCCUCAGUCUCUAUCAGCUUGGAUAACAGGUAGCGCUUCUUUGUUCAUCUUAGCUGCAGUGUUAAUUGACCGACUUCUGGCACUAACUCUUCAUCUACGAUACAACACGAUUGUCACCGUUCCACGCGUGUUUCAAACCACGUUUAUUUUGUGGAUGUUUGUGACAGUGACCGUAUUACUGAGGUUUUGGAUGACAAACAAAUGGUUCUUUAUUCCGAUAGGAUUAGGCUUCCUUUUUUUCUCUGUGAUCAUGGCAAGUAGCUGGAAAAUAUUCAGAAUUGUUCGAAGGCACCAACAUCAGGUAAAGGACCAAGACAUGGCGGUCAGCCAUCUUCAAAACAAAACAAUGAACAUACUCAAAUGCAGAAAAUCAGCUGCCACAGUGCUUUAUAUCUACGGGUUGUUCUUAAUUUUCUAUCUUCCAUACAUGGUUCUGUUGUUGGUGGAAACAUUUAUCGGGUUCUCGAGAACAGUAAGGAUUGCCUAUGACUAUGCUGCAACAGCUAUUUUCAUUAACUCCUUUUUAAACCCGGUUUUGUACUGUUGGAGAAUCAACGAGAUACGGCGUGCUGUGAAGAAUAUCAUGAGAAGAAAUCUUGUAUGGUGAAUUCAGGUUUAACACGGACGGACUCCUUUAAACGUUUUGUAUAACAUUCUCACACUUUCUAUGAAACGUUAAGUCCAACUCGAAGGACCGGGAGCUCUCACGGCUGUUGUUUAGGAUAAGCUUUAUUUGUUUAUCUAAGGUUGAGAAUAAAGUAAAUAUUUUUAUGCAUUUCUCCUCAGCUGUUUCUUAACAUAUAUGCCUUCUUGGUAGUUAAUUAAUUUCGCGAGUCUUUUUGCGAUUUUAGAAAAAAAUCGCCAAAUUAAAGACCCACGAAUACUGAAAUCGUCGCGAAAAUUAAUACCCAUAUAGAAAAUUCAAAUUACAGAAAAAAAAAUAACAAGUAAUAACAGCAAAAAAAACAGAAUAUACAUCGACAAAUACUCAUUUUUUAAAUUGGUUUUACUGUUAAGUUCUGUUUUGUAUGUUCUAUUGUGAAAUAAUAAUAAUAAUUUUAUUAUGACUAUCUUGUCCCGAACCUUUCUCGCUGCGUAUUAUAACGGUUUAGAUAAAAAGAUAGAGCCCGGAAACCAUAAUGAGUGCAUUUAUGGAAAUAGUUGACUACAUUAUAAAUUUUACAGUAAUAAUUAGAAUGUUUGUCACCAAAUAUAUGGCUUAAAAUUCUUUGAGGAAUCUUGUUUCGGGGUCCGAAACCUGUCACUGGCCUGAAGCAUAAAAAGAGCUGUCUCACGAAAUUUAUGAAUCUCAGACUGCGAAAACUGCCACCACAUUGAGCGAAACAUAAAAAUAACCGCUCAAAACUUUAGAAAAAGAUAUAAAUAUCACAACAAAUAGACUAAUUAGAGAAGAUGUUGAAGAAUAUUGAAACGGAUGGCAAUUGUGGUCUUUGGAAACCGGUCAGCCAAACCGUUUUUUAACGUUCAGAAUUAUUUGUUGAGAGACGUAUUUGUUUGACACGAAGCUGCAAUUUUGUCAUUCAUAAGUAAUUUCUCCAGUUCCAAGGCAAACAAGGACGCGUAAUUGGCAUUAUUAACAUCAAGAUGAGCUGGGUAGCAGUGACACAACUCCUUUAGGGCCCUCAUGGCUCAAGUUCUGUCCCAGCAAAUCGUCAUUCAAAAAAGAAGAAGACGAAAAAAAACUCAAAAAGUCGGUGUUCGUAAGUCCACCGUGAAACUGCCACCGAUCUUUCUUUCUUAACGUCUAAUGGUACAAUAUAGUCAGAACAGCAGCCGUUGAACUUCUAACUUCCUGUUAUGAUUUUCUACCUUGAUAAAGAUGACUGAGAACAGAUUAAACUUGGAAUCGCAUUCUGAAUGUCAACGUUUGGAUGGAUGUUUUCCACUCAAUAUUAAUUUGGUCUUUAAAAACCUGAAAUAAUAUGGUGUCCAUCUUAUUGGAAUGCUUAACAUUGUAAAACUGCAUUGUCAUUGAACUGUAAUAUUGAAACAUUGGUUAUGGUAAAGGUUUUCGCGUGUAGUCUCCUCUUGUGAAUUAAAAAUAAAUGCCCUUCUCACGGGCAUAAGUUAAAAUCUGAUGAUCACUGAAUGGUUUCGAAGCUACACUAAGUACUCGCCUAGCAUCAGUUUAUAUGCCUCAAGUGUGGUGCCAAAGAUUUACAUCGUUGCAGCAAAUAUUGGUGCUAGAUGUAUUCGUCAUUUUAAGUAUGUUAACGUGUGACAACCAAUCGUAAUUGUAACUGUGAACGUAAACAAGUAGUCCUUUAUUUAUGUCAUGACGUAAGCAUAAAACUGGCAAUUAGUUUUGAAACCACUGUUCUUUAAACAAGUGCUAUGUUGUAUAUUAGGGAAAUGUUGAAGUGUGUUUGAUCAGUUGAAUCGAUCUACGUAUGUUUUUUCUUACUCGUAAAAAGAGUUUUAGUUGGUAUAUGAGCAUCAGAGGGCAAAAAAAAGCAAGGAAAAAACAAUCGAAUCCGAACGCUGACUCCAUGAAAAGGGACCAGACAAAGAAAGACUGGUUUCAAUUCAUCUGGCUCUAGCUGAGAACGGCUUUCUGGCAGCACGCUUUGUUCGCCAUGAACAAUACAGAAGAGGACUGUUUCUUCUUUGAAGAUCAGCUUCACUUUGAUACCACGGAAGAAGUUUUCAUUACAAAUAUUGUAACAUGUAUCCUGAACUCUUUCUUUUCUUUGCUAACAUGCAUAGGAAACUUCAUUGUUGUAUUUGCGAUUGGAAAAACCCGAGAUCUUCAUUCGCCAUCGUUCAUCCUUUUGGCUUGUCUUGCGGUUUCUGAUCUUCUUGUCGGCCUUAUAUGUCAACCCCUUUUUGUGGGGUAUAAAAUAGCGCAACUUGAGAAGAAUUUCGCUGUGUUUUGUACUUUAAGCGUGGUUCAGUCUCUGUCAGGUUGGACAACAGGUGGCGUUUCUUUUCUCAUCUUAGCUGCAGUGUCAGUUGACCGACUUUUAGCACUAACUCUUCAUCUACGAUACAACACGAUUGUCACCGUUCCUCGCGUGUCUCAAGCAACUGUUGCUUUGUGGAUCUUUGCUACAGUGACCGUUUUACCGAGGUUUUGGAUGGCAAACAAAUGGUAUUUUAUCCCGAUAGCAGUAUGGUUUCUUACAUUCUUUGUCAUUAUGAUAAGUAUCUGGAAAAUAUUCCGAAUUGUUCGAAAGCACCAACAGCAAAUAAAGGACCAAACUAUAGCUGUCAGCCAUCUUCCCGCCUUCAAAGUAAACAUAUUCAAGUGCAGAAAAUCAGCUGUGACAGUACUUUAUAUCUAUGGUUUGUUGUUAAUUUUUUAUCUUCCUGUCAUGGUAUCGUUGAUGAUGAAAACAUUUAUCGGAUAUACGAGAACGGUAAUGAUUGUAGAUGAGUAUGCUGCAACUGCUGUUUUCAUCAACUCUUGUUUGAAUCCAGUUGUGUACUGCUGGAGAAUCAGCGAGAUACGACGCGCUGUGAAAAAUUUUAUAAGGAGAUCAUCCAGAAAAUAACAUGUCUGCUUAAUCUGCAAAGCUGAUAGAUAUGAAAGUCAAACUAUACGCGCUUUAUUUGUUAGGAAGUCCUUUCAGACAGGGGCACCCAACUAGGAUAUAGUUCAAAACCACUUAACAUAGCAUUUUUGAACUCAUUUUAGUAUUUAAACGGUAGAUAUAGGCAUAUUUUUAUCCCCUAAAAACUUUUUAUCUGUUCGGAUUUCCCAGCUGAAAGUCUAGUGAUCCGAAAAUGAUAGGGAUCAAAACUUACCGUUUCGAAAAUUUCAGCCAGGAAAAGGCUCCCGAAAAUUCUAGGUGGCCUUUUUUAGGGUAAAAAUCCGUUAAAAAUGGGUAAUUAUACCAUUUUGUAGAUGUUCGAAAAUCUUAGGAGAGGCAGGCGAGCAAGACAUUUUACAACAAGUGUUCCGAAAAUUCUAGAUCUCAAAUCGUCUUCCGAACAGAUAUUUUCCUAAAAUUGCCGUUGGGUGCCCCUGUUUCAAAGUUGGGUUAAUUAAAAGGCUAGCUGAGCGGGCACAAUACACGAUUUUAAUGUCUUUUGAGUUUUAACAGAGAAGGAUUGUGAAAAGUUUGACUGGGAUUGAGAACUACAAGAAUGACAAUCAAAAUCGUCGGUUGUCAAAAUUAGGUCAUUCGGCUUUUCGAGAGCUGCCUUUCCAAAAUACGUCAAAGAAGCAAUCGCGAGGGCGUAGUUUGAUAAAGAGCCUCUCUAAAUUAUGAAUCAGAUAACGCACACCUGAUAAAGUAAAUUUCGGAGCCUACGCUUAUGAAAAGACGUUUUUUCCUACCCAAAGCCCCUAUUCCCCUAAGACACACGUUCCGAAUUAAAUAGCGCGAAAAGCAACCUCUACCUCAGUCCUGCUCGUCUCUUAAAGAACUCGACAAGUUCUUGUAGGUCUUUAGUGACAUUAUCACCAAUGUUGUCCUUGCUUUGUCACAUUAUAUUGUUGAAUUUGUAUUUUUCUGUAUAAUUUUUUCCACUUUGUACAGAUAACUGAGAACAGAUUAAACUUGAAAUCACAUUCCAAAUAUCUCGGUUACGAUGGAUAUUUUAAACUCCAUAUUUGGUCUUUAAAUCAUGAAAUAAUAUAUUGUCUAUCUCUUAUUGUAAAACUUGCAUAAAUGAAGCAUUUUCUCAUGGCAAAGGAAUGCUGGUAGUCAAAUAAUCUAAUAAUAAUAGUUACAAUUAUAAUUGGAAUAAUAAAAUAAAACUACCAGAAAAUACCACCCUUUCCUGCGACGGUAAAAAAUCACUUUUGACGGAAACGCUUAGAAUAAGCUAAAUCCUCGCGUAGCAAUUAUAUCCCUGUAGUGUAAGACCAAGCAUUAAAUAAAUACACCGUUGCAGCAAAUAUUGCUCACUGAAGUAUUCGUCAUUUUUAAGCAUGUUAACGGGUGGCCAACAUUGUGUCGAGUCCUGAAACUAACUGUAAUUGUAGCUGUGAACAUAAACAACUAAGUCAAUUUCUUAUACAAUAAAGCAGGUAAAAUUGGCAGUUAGUUCGGUCCAAUUGGCAAUCCUACAUAUUAAAACAAAAACUGAAAAUUUGCUUCAAAUAUUUAAAAAAAGAUCUGUAUUUCGUAGUGACGAUUUCUAAAGACCAACAAAGUUCAAGAGAAACACUUAAAAAAUACCGCAAGUCGAAUCCUGACUCAAUUCUUAAUUUUCUUUCUUCCAUACAUGGUUCUGUUGGUGGUGGAAACAUUUAUCGGGUUCUCCAGAACAGUAAGGAUUGCCUAUGACUAUGCUGCAACAGCUAUUGUCAUUAACUCCUUUUUAAACACCCGGUUUUGUACUGUUGGAGAAUCAGCGAGAUACGGCGUCGUAUGAAGAAUAUCAUGAGAAGAAAUCUUUUAUAGUCAAUUCAGGUUUAACACGGACGGACUCCUUUAAACGUUUUGUAUAACAUUCUUACACUUUCUAUGAAACGUUGUUUUAGUCCAACUCGAAGGACCGGGAGCUCUCACGGCUGUUGUUUAGGCUAAGCUUUCUUUGUUUAUCUAAGGUUAAGAAUAACGUAAAUAUUUUUAUGCAUUUCUCCUCAGCUGUUUCUUAACAUAUAUGCCCUCUUGGUAGUUAAUUAAUUUCGCGAGUCUUUUUGCGACUUUAGAAAAAAUCGCCAAAUUAAACACCCACGAAUACUGAAAUCCCAUAUAGAAAAUUCAAAUUGCAGAAAAAAAAUUAACAAGUAAUAACAGCAAAAUAUACAGAAUAUUCAUCGACAAAUACUGGCACAUGGAAAUAAUUGACUACAUUAUAAUAAUAAUAAUUAAUAAUAAUUAGAAUGUUUGCCACCAAAUAUAUGGCUUAAACUGAAUUCUUUGAGGAAUGUUGUUUCGGGGUCCGGAACCUGUCACUGCCCUGCAGCAUAAAAAGAGCUGUCUCACGAAAUGUAUGAAACUCAGACUGCGAAAACGGCCACCAAAUUGAGCGAAACAUAAAAAUAACCUCUCAAAACGUUAGAAAAAGAUAUAAAUAUCACAACAAAUACGCUAAAAAAAGGGAAGAUGUUGAAGAAGAUUGAAGCGGAUGGCAAAUCAUGUGGUUUUUGCAAACCGGUUAGCCUAACUGUUUUUUAAAGUUAAGAAUUAUUUGUUGAGAGACAUAUUUGUUUAGCACGAAGCUGUAAUAGACCUAUUCGGCUAACUCAAUGUUGUACCCAAUUCAAACCCUUUGAGAAUAAAACGUUUUGUUUCAACAAUUUCCAUAUCAUUUAAAUGUGAAUUGCACAUUAUAAUGCAAAUACAAUACACAAAAGAAUCUUAACCCCGGGAGAUUUGAAUUGGGUAUAACAUUGAGUAAGCGGAAUAGGUCUAUUUUGUCAUUCAUAAAUAAUUUCUCCAGUUCCAAGGCAAACAAGGACGCGUAAUUGGCAUAUGAUAAUUAACAUCAAGAUGAGCAUUGUAGGUAGCCUUGACACAACCCCUUUAGGACUUAUGGCUCACGUUCUCUCUCUGCAAAUCGUCUCUCAAAAAAGAAAAAAAAAAAACUCAAAAAGUCGGUGUUCGUAAGUCUACUGUGAAACUGCCACCGAUCUUUCUUUCUUAACGUCUAAUGGUACAAUAUAUUCAGAACACCCAGCUGUUGAACUUAUAACUUCCUUUUAUGAUUUUCUACCUUGAUAAAGAUGACUGAGAACAGCUUAAACUUGGAAUCACAUUCCGAAUGUCAACGUUUGGAUGGAUGUUUUUCACUCAAUAUUAAUUUGGUCUUGAUGCUUAACAUUGUAAAACUGCAUUGUUAUUGAACUUUAAUAUUGAAACAUUGGUUAUGGUAAAGGUAUUCGCGUGUAGUCUCAUCUUUUGAAUUAAAAAUAAAUGCCCUUUUCACAGGCAUAAAUUAAAAUCUGAUGAUCGCUGGAAAGGUUCCGAAGCUUCACUAAGUACUCGCUUACCAUUUAUAUGCCUUAAGUGUAGUGCCAAACAUUUACAUCGUUGCAGUUAAUAUUGUUCCUAGAAGUAUUCAUCAUUUUAAGUAUGUUGACGUGUGAUAAACAUCGUUGCGAUUCAGGACAACCAAUCGUAAUUGUCAGUGUGAGCGUAAAGAAGUAGUCCAUUAUUUGUUAUGACGUAGGUAUAAAACUGGCAAUUAGUAUUGUCACGAACGUGCCUUAAAAAAGUGCAAUGUUGUACAUUAGGAAAAUUUUGAAGUGUGCUUGAUUAGUUGAAUCGAUUUACGUAUGCUGAGUUUUUUUUCAGUCGUAGCCUGAGCUUGAGUUAGUAUAUGAGCAUCAGAGGACAAGAAAAAAAAUGAAAAAAAAUUACCAGUGCAAUCCGAACGCUGACUCCAUGAAAAGCGACUAGAUAAAGAAAGACUGGUUUCAGUUCAUUUGGCUCUGAGAACGGCUUUCUGACAGCACGCUUUGUUCGCCAUAAACAAUACAGAAAAAGACCGUUUCUUCCUCGAAGUUCAGCUUCACUUUGAUAGCACGGAAGAAGUCUUCAUUACAAAUAUUGUAACAUGUAUCCUCAACUCUUUCUUUUCUUUGCUUACAUGCAUAGGAAACUUUAUUGUUGUAUUUGUGAUUGGAAAAACCCGUUCCGAAUUAAAAAGCGCGAAAAGCAACCUCUACAUCAGUGCUGCUCGUCUCUUAAAGAACUCGAAAAGUUCCCGUAGGUCUCUAGGGACAUUAUCACCAAUAUUGUCCUUGCUUUCUUACAUUAUAUUGUUGAAUUUGUAUUUUUCUGUAUAAUUUUUUCCACUUUCUACAGAUAACUGAGAACAGAUUAAUCUUGAAAUCACAUUCCAAAUAUCUCGGUUAAGAUGGAUAUUUUAAACUCCAUAUUUGGUCUUUAAAUCCUGAAAUAAUAUAUUGCCUAUCUCUUAUUGUAAAGGCAUGCUGGUAGUCAAAUAAUCUAAUAAUAAUAGUUAUAAUUAUAAUUGUAAUAAUAAAAUAAAACUACCAGAAAAUACCACCCUUUGCUGCGACGGUAACAAAUCACUUUUGAUGGAAACGUUUAGAAUAAGCUAAGUCCUCGCGUAGCAGUUAUAUCCCUUUAGUGUAAGGCCAAGCAUACACCGUUGCAGCAAAUAUUGCUCACUGAAGUAUUCGUCAUUUUUAAGCAUGUUAACGGGUGGCCAACAUUGUUUCGAGACCUGAAAACCAAUUUUAAUUGUAUCUGUGAACGUAAACAACUAGUCAAUUUCUUAUAUAAGGAAGCAAGUAAAAUUGGCAGUUAGUUCGGUCAAAUUGGCAAUCCUACAUAUUAAAACAAAAAAUGAAAAUUUGCUUCAAAUAGUUAAAAAAAGAUUUGUAUUUCGUACUUACGAUUUCUUAAGACCAACAAAGUUCAAGAGAAACCCUUAAAAAAUACCGCCAGUCGAAUCCUGACUCAGUGAAAAAGGACAGAAAGAUUGGGAUCUACUUAACUGGCUCAAAGCGACUUUCCAGCAACUUCGUCUUAUUCGUUCACAACAAGCUUUCUUUGCCAUGAACCAAACAGGAAAAAACUGUUUCUUUUUUGAAGACAAGUACGUUAACUUCGAUAGAACGGAAGGUGUUUUUACCGCAAACAUUGUAACGUGUAGUCUAAAUUGUCUAUUCUCUCUGGUGACGUGUUUGGGAAACUUUCUUAUUGUUUUUACAAUUGGAAAAACCCAAGAACUUCAUUCUCCAACGUUCAUCCUUUUGGGCUGCCUGGCGGUUUCAGACCUUCUGGUCGGCCUUAUAUGUCAACCAUUCUUUGUGGCACAUAAAAUAGCUGAACUUAAGGAGAAUUUCGCAGUUUUCUGUAAAUUGAAAGUGCUUCAGUCUCUAUCAGCUUGGAUAACAGGUGGCGCUUCUUUGUUCAUCUUAGCUGCAGUGUUAAUUGACCGACUUCUGGCACUAACUCUUCAUCUACGAUACAACACGAUUGUCACCGUUCCACGCGUGUUUCAAACCACGUUUAUUUUGUGGAUGUUUGUGACAGUGACCGUAUUACUGAGGUUUUGGAUGACAAACAAAUGGUUCUUUAUUCCGAUAGGAUUAGGCUUCCUUUUUUUCUCUGUGAUCAUGGCAAGUAGCUGGAAAAUAUUCAGAAUUGUUCGAAGGCACCAACAUCAGGUAAAGGACCAAGACAUGUCAACCGCUUUUUGUGGGGUAUAAAAUAGCGGAACUUGAGAAGAAUUUCGUUGUGUUUUGUACUUUAAGCGUGGUUCAGUCUCUGUCAGGUUGGACAACGGGUGGCGUUUCUUUUCUCAUCUUAGCUGCAGUGUCAGUUGACCGACUUUUAGCACUAACUCUUCAUCUACGAUACAACACGAUUGUCACCGGUCCACGCGUCUUUCAAACCACGUUUAUUUUGUGGAUGUUUGUGACAGUGACCGUAUUACUGAGGUUUUGGAUGACAAACAAAUGGUUCUUUAUUCCGAUAGGAUUAGGCUUCCUUUUUUUCUCUGUGAUCAUGGCAAGUAGCUGGAAAAUAUUCAGAAUUGUUCGAAGGCACCAACAUCAGGUAAAGGACCAAGACAUGGCGGUCAGCCAUCUUCAAAACAAAACAAUGAACAUACUCAAAUGCAGAAAAUUAGCUGCCACAGUGCUUUGUAUCUACGGCUUGUUUUUAAUUUUCUAUCUUCCAUACAUGGUUCUGUUGGUGGUGGAAACAUUUAUCGGGUUCUCGAGAACAGUAAGGAUUGCUUAUGACUAUGCUGCAACAGCUAUUUUCAUUAACUCCUUUUUAAACCCGGUUUUGUACUGUUGGAGAAUCAGCGAGAUACGGCGUGCUGUGAAGAAUAUCAUGAGAAGAAAUCUUGUAUGGUCAAUUCAGGUUUAACACGGACGGACUCCUUUAAACGUUUUGUAUAACAUUCUCACACUUUCUAUGAAACGUUGUUAAGUCCAACUCGAAGGACCGGGAGCUCUCACGGCUGUCGUUUAGGCUAAAAUUUAUUUGCUUAUCUAAGGUUGAGAAUAAAGUAAAUAUUUUUAUGCAUUUCUCCUCAGCUGUUUCUUAACAUAUAUGCCUUCUUGGUAGUUAAUUAAUUUCGCCAGUCUUUUUGCGAUUUUAGAAAAAAAUCGCCAAAUUAAAGACCCACGAAUACUGAAAUCGUCGCGAAAAUUAAUACCCUUAUAGAAAAUUCAAAUUACAGAAAAAAAAAAUAACAAGUAAUAACAGCAAAAUAUACAGAAUAUCCAUCGACAAAUACUCAUUUUUUAAAUUGGUUUUACUGUUAAGUUCUGUUUUGUAUGUUCUAUUGUGAAAUAAUAAUAAUAAUUUUGUUAUGACCCGAUCUUGUCCCGAACCUUUCUCGCUGCGUAUUAUAACGGUUUAGAUAAAAAGAUAGAGCCCGGAAACCAUAAUGAGUGCAUUUAUGGAAAUAGUUGACUACAUUAUAAAUUUUACAGUAAUAAUUAGAAUGUUUGUCACCAAAUAUAUGGCUUAAAAUUCUUUGAGGAAUCUUGUUUCGGGGUCCGAAACCUGUCACUGGCCUGAAGCAUAAAAAGAGCUGUCUCACGAAAUUUAUGAAACUCAGACUGCGAAAACUGCCACCAAAUUGAGCGAAACAUAAAAAUAACCGCUCAAAACUAUAGAAAAAGAUAUAAAUAUCACGACAAAUAGACUAAUUAGAGAAGAUGUUGAAGAAUAUUGAAACGGAUGGCAAUUGUGGUCUUUGGAAACCGGUCAGCCAAACCGUUUUUUAACGUUCAGAAUUAUUUGUUGAGAGACGUAUUUGUUGGACACGAAGCUGCAAUUUUGUCAUUCAUAAGUAAUUUCUCCUGUUCCAAGGCAAACAAGGACGCGUAAUUGGCAUUAUUAACAUCAAGAUGAGCUGGGUAGCAGUGACACAACUCCUUUAGGGCCCUCAUGGCUCAAGUUCUCUCCCAGCAAAUCGUCAUUCAAAAAAGAAGAAGACGAAAAAAAACUCAAAAAGUCGGUGUUCGUAAGUCCACCGUGAAACUGCCACCGAUCUUUCUUUCUUAACGUCUAAUGGUACAAUAUACUCAGAACAGCAGCUGUUGAACUUAUAACUUCCUUUUAUGAUUUUCUACCUUGAUAAAGAUGACUGAGAACAGAUUAAACUUGGAAUCACAUCACGAAUGUCAACGUUUGGAUGGAUGUUUUCCACUCAAUAUUAAUUUGGUCUUUAAAAACCUGAAAUAAUAUGGUGUCCAUCUUAUUGGAAUGCUUAACAUUGUAAAACUGCAUUGUUGUUGAACUGUAAUAUUGAAACAUUGGUUAUGGUAAAGGUAUUCGCGUGUAGUCUCAUCUUCUGAAUUAAAAACAAAUGCCCUUUUCUAGGGCAUAAAUUAAAAUCUGAUAAUCGCUGGAAAGGUUCCGAAGCUACACUAAGUACUUGCCUGGCAUUUAUAUGCUUCAAGUGUAAUGCCAAACAUUUACAUCGUUGCAGCAAAUAUUGGUGCUAGAAGUAUUCGUCAUUUUAAGUAUGUUAACGUGUGACCAACAUUGUUGCGAUUUAGGACAACCAAUCGUAAUUGUCACUGUGAACGCAAACAAGUAGUCCAUUAUUUAUGUUAUGACGUAAGUAUAAAACUGGUAAUUAGUUGUGACACCACUGUGUUGUAUAUUAGGGAAAUGUUGAAGUGUGUUUCAUCAGUUGAAUCGAUCUACGUAUGUUUUUUCUCACUCCUAAAAAGAGUUUUAGUUGAUAUAUGAACAUCAGAGGACAAGAAAAACAAUGAAAAAAAAAAUCGAAUCCGAACGCUGACUCCAUGAAAAGCGACUAGAUAAAGAAAGACUGGUUUUAAUUCAUCUGGUUCUAGCUGAGAACGGCUUUCUGGCAGCACGCUUUGUUCGCCAUGAACAAUACAGAACAAGACUGUUUCUUCUUUGAAGAUCAGCUUCACUUUGAUAGCACGGAAGAAGUUUUCAUCACAAAUAUUGUAACAUGUAUCCUGAACUCUUUCUUUUCUUUGCUAACAUGCAUAGGAAACUUCAUUGUUGUAUUUGCGAUUGGAAAAACCCGAGAUCUUCAUUCGCCAUCGUUCAUCCUUUUGGCUUGUCUUGCGGUUUCUGAUCUUCUUGUGGGCCUUAUAUCUCAACCGCUUUUUGUGGGGUAUAAAAUAGCGCAACUUGAGAAGAAUUUUGCUGUGUUUUGUACUUUGAAAGUGGUUCAGUCUCUAUCAGGUUGGACGACAGCUGGCGUUUCUUUUCUCAUCUUAGCUGCAGUGUCAAUUGACCGACUUUUAGCACUAACUCUUCAUCUGCGAUACAACACGAUUGUCACCGUUCCUCGCGUGUUUCAAACAACUAUUGCUUUGUGGAUCUUUUCUACAGUGACCGUUUUACCGAAGUUUUGGAUGGCAAGCAAAUGGUAUUUUAUCCCAAUAGCAUCAACCUUUCUUACAUUUUUUGUCAUCGUGAUAAGUGUCUGGAAAAUAUUCCGAAUUGUCCGAAAGCACCAACAGCAGAUAAAGAACCAAACUAUAGCUGUCAGCCAUCUUCCAGCCAACACAGUAAACUUACUCAAGUGCAGAAAAUCAGCUGUGACAGUGCUUUAUAUCUACGGUUUGUUCUUAAUUUUUUAUCUUCCUUUCAUGGUAUCGCUGUUGAUAAAAAAGUUUGUCGGAUAUACGAGAACAGUAAGGAUUGUCUAUGAGUAUGCUACAACUGCUGUUUUCAUCAACUCUUGUUUGAAUCCAGUUGUGUACUGCUGGAGAAUCAGCGAGAUACGACGCGCAGUGAAAAAUUUUAUAAGAAGAUCAUCCAGUGAAUGACAUGUCUGCCUAUUUACAAAGCUGUCCUGUGCUUUAAAUAGAUAUGAACGUCAAACCAUACGCGCUUUAUUUGCUCGAGUGGAGUGUCAGAAAACUAGCUGGAUAAGCUAAGUGCACUUUCCACUACAAACAAGCCUUUAGGAAGUCCUUUCAAAGUUGAAUUAAUUUAAAGGCUAGCUGAGCGGUCACAAUACAGAAUUUUAAUGUCUUUUGCGUUUUAACAGAGAAGGAUUGUUAAAUGUCUGACUGGGAUUGAGAACUGACAAGAAUGACAAUCAAAAUCGUCCGUUGUCUAAAUUAGAUCAUUCGGCUUUUCGAGAGCUGCCUUUCAAAAGUACGUCAAAGAAGCAAUCGCGAGCACGCAGUUUGAUAAAGAGUCUCUCUAAAUUACGAAUCAGAUGACGCACACCUGGUAAACUAAAUUUCGGAGCUUACGCUUAUUAAAAGAUGUUUUUCCCUAAUUCAAAGCCCCUAUUCCCCCAAGACACACGUUCCGAAUUAAAUAGCGCGAAAAGCAACCUCUACCUCAGUGCUGCUCGUCUCUUAAAGAACUCGAAAAGUUCUUGUAGGUCUAUAGUGACGUUAUCACCAAUGCUGUCCUUGAUUUCUUACAUAUAUUGUUGAAUUUGUAUGUUUCAGUGUAAUUUUUUCCACUUUCUACGGAUAACUGAGAACAGAUUAAACUUGAAAUCACAUUCCAAAUAUCUCGGUUAAGAUGAAUAUUUUAAACUCCAUAUUUGGUCUUUGAAUCCUGAAAUAAUAUAUUGUCUAUCUCUUACUGUAAAAUUUGCAUAAAGGAAACAUUUCCUCAUGGUAAAGGCAUGCUGGUAAUCUAAUAAUAAUAGUUAUAAUUAUAAUUGUAAUAAUAAAAUAAAACUACCAGAAAAUACCACCCUUUCAGCGACAGUAACAAAUCACUUUUGAUGGAAACGCUUAGAAUAAGCUAAAUCCUCACGUAGGAAUUAUAUCCCUUUAGUGUAAGACCAAGCAUUAAACAAAUACACCGUUGCAGCAAAUAUUGCUCACUGAAGUAUUCGUCAUUUUUAAGCAUGUUAACGGGUGGCCAACAUUGUGUCGAGUCCGGAAAACCAAUUGUAAUUGUAGCUGUGAACGAAACAACUAAGUCAAUUUCUUAAUAUAUAAUAAAGCAAGUAAAAUUGGCAGUUAGUUCGGUCAAACUGGCAAUUUGCUUCAAAUAGUUAAAAAAAGAUCUGUAUUUCGUAGUAACGAUUUCUAAAGACCAACAAAGUUCAAGAGAAACAGCUAAAAAAUACUGCAAGUCGAAUCCCGACUCAAUUCUUCAUUUUCUAUCUUCCAUACAUGGUUCUGUUGUUGGUGAAAACAAUUAUCGGGUUCUCGAGAACAGUAAGGAUUGCCUAUGACUAUGCUGCAACAGCUAUUUUCAUUAACUCCUUUUUAAACCCUGUUUUGUACUGUUGGAGAAUCAGCGAGAUACGGCGUGCUGUGAAGAAUAUCAUGAGAAGAAAUCUUGUAUGGUGAAUUCCGGUUUAACGCGGACGGACUCCUUUAAACGUUUUGUAUAACAUUCUUACACUUUCUAUGAAACGUUAAGUCCAACUCGAAGGACCGGGAGCUCUCACGGCUGUUGUUUAGGAUAAGCUUUAUUUGUUUAUCUAAGGUUAAGAAUAACGUAAAUAUUUUUAUGCAUUUCUCCUCAGCUGUUUCUUAACAUAUAUUCCCUCUUGGUAGUUAAUUAAUUUCGCGAGUCUUUUUGCAAUUUUAGAAAAAAUCGCCAAAUUAAAGACCCACGAAUACUGAAAUCCCAUAUAGAAAAUUCAAAUUAUAGGAAAAAAAAAUUAACAAGUAAUAACAGCAAAAUAUACAGAAUAUGCAUCGGUAAAUACUGGCACAUGGAAAUAAUUGAAUACAUUAUAAAUUUUACGUUAAUAAUUAGAAUGUUUGUCACCAAAUAUAUGGCUUAAACUGAAUUCCUUGAGGAAUGUUGUUUCAGGGUCGGGAACCUGCCACUGGCCUGCAGCAUAAAAAGAGCUGUCUCACGAAAUUUAUGAAACUCAGACUGCGAAAACUGCCACCAAAUUGAGCGAAACAUAAAAAUAACCUCUCAAAACGUUAGAAAAAGAUAUAAAUAUCACAACAAAUACACUAAAAAAGAAAAGAUGUUGAAGAAGAUUGAAGCGGAUGCCAAUUCAUGUGGUUUUUGCAAACCGGUUAGCGUAACAGUUUUUUAAAGUUAAGAAUUAUUUGUUGAGAGACAUGUUUGUUUGACACGACGCUGUAAUUUUGUCAUAGGUAAUUUCUCCAGUUCCAAGGCGAACAAGGACGCGUAAUUGGCAUUAUUAACAUCAAGAUGAGCUGGGUAACCGUGACACAACUCCUUUAGGACUCAUGGCUCAAUUUCUCUCUCUGAAAAUCGUCAUUCAAAAAAGAAGAAAAAGAAAAAAAAUUAAAAAGUCGGUCUUCCUAAGUUUACUGUGAAACUGCCACCGAUCUUUCUUUCUUAACGUCUAAUGGUACAAUAUAUUCAGAACAGCAGCUGUUGAACUUAUAACUUCCUGUCAUAAUUUUUUACCUUGAUAAAGAUGACUGAGAACAGAUUAAACUUGGAAUCGCAUUCCGAAUGUCAACGUUUGGAUUGAUGUUUUCCACUCAAUAUUAAUUUGAUCUUCAAAAACCUGAAAUAAUAUGGUGUCCAUCGUAUUGGAAUGCUUAACAUUGUAAAACUGCAUUGUUAUUGAACUGUCAUAUUGAAACAUUCGUCUUGGUAACGGGUAUUUGUGUAGUCUCAUCUUCUGAAUACAAAUAUAAAUGCCCUUCUCACAGGCAUAAAUUAAAAUCUGAUGAUCACUGAAAAGUUUCGAAGCUACACUAAGUACUCGCCUGCCAUUUAUAUGCCUUAAGUGUAGUGCCAAACAUUUACAUCGUUGCAGCAAAUAUUUAUGUUAGAAGUAUUCGUCAUUUUAAGUAUGUUAACGUGUGACCAACAUUGUUGCGAUUUAGGACAACCAAUCGUAAUUGUCACUGUGAGCGAAAACAAGUGGUCCAUUAUUUAUGUUAUGACGUAAGUAUAAAAGUGGCAAUUAGUUUUGAAACCACUGUUCUUUAAACAAGUGCUAUGUUGUAUAUUAGGGAAAUGUUGCAGAAGUGUGUUUGAUCAAUUGAAUCGAUCUCCGUAUGAUUUUCUCACUCGUAAAAAGAGUUUUAGUUGGUAUAUGAGCAUCAGAGGCCAAGAAAAACAAUGAAAAAAAAAAAUCGAAUCCGAACGCUGACUCCAUGAAAAGGGACUAGAUAAAGAAAGACUGGUUUCAAUUCAUCUGGCUCUAGCUGAGAACGGCUUUCUGGCAGCACGCUUUGUUCGCCAUGAACAAUACAGAAGAGGACUGUUUCUUCUUUGAAGAUCAGCUUCACUUUGACAGCACGGAAGAAGUCUUCAUUACAAAUAUUGUGACAUGUAUCCUCAACUCUUUUUUUUCUUUGCUAACAUGCAUAGGAAACUUCAUUGUUGUAUUUGCGAUUGGAAGAACCCGAGAUCUUCAUUCGCCAUCGUUCAUCCUUUUGGGUUGUCUUGCGGUUUCUGAUCUUCUUGUCGGGCUUAUGUGUCAACCGUUAUUUGUGGCACUUAAAAUAGCUGAACUUAAGGAGAAUUUCGCAGUGUUCUGCACAUUGAAAUUGCUUCAGUCUCUAUCAGCUUGGAUAACAGCUGGCGCUUCUUUUCUCAUCUUAGCUACAGUGUCAAUUGACCGACUUUUAUCACUAACUCUUCAUCUACGAUACAACACCAUUGUCACCGUUCCUCGCGUAUUUCAAACAACUGUUGCUUUGUGGAUCUUUGCUACAGUGAUCAUUUUACCGAGGUUUUGGAUGGCUAGCAAAUGGUAUUUUAUCCCGAUAGCAUUAAUCUUUCUUAUAUUCUUUGUCAUCAUAAUAAGUAUUUGGAAAAUAUUCCGAAUUGUUCGAAAACACCAACAGCAGAUAAACGACCAAACUAUAGCUGUCAGCCAUCCUCCAGCCAACACAGUGAACAUAUUCAAGUGCAGAAGAUCAGCUGUGACAGUGCUUUAUAUCUACGGUUUGUUCUUAAUUUUUUAUGUUCCUUUCAUGGUAUUCCUGUUGAUGAAAACAUUUAUCGGAUAUACGAGAACAGUAAAGAUUGUCUAUGACUAUGCUGCAACAGCUGUUUUCAUUAACUCCUUUUUAAACCCGGUUUUGUACUGUUGUAGAAUCAGCGAGAUACGGCGUGCUGUGAAGAAUAUCAUGAGAAGAAAUCUUGUAUGGUCAAUACAGGUUUAA
Porites lobata is the source of this 20470-nucleotide messenger RNA. The record is from the annotation of a GenBank genome assembly. NCBI's taxonomy places the organism in Eukaryota, Metazoa, Cnidaria, Anthozoa, Scleractinia, Poritidae.